AUGUUCAAGUCCCUUUUCAAGGGUAAGCUCGCUGCGCCAGCUGAAGCUCACACUCAGGAAGCAGCCUUGUCCGAGAUCGACGAAAAAGCGGUCCCGGCGGACGUAGGCGAGCGUCGCCGUGGUAUCGCAAAGAUUGAGGCCCUCUACCGCGUCUUCCCAAAGGGCAGCAAGGCGCUCUGGGCUCUUUAUGCGAGCCUGUUCCUGUAUGUCUAUGCGAACACCCUGGGGAGUUCAACGGUGGACAGUUUCUAUGCGUUUGCGACUUCCUCCUUCGGGGAACAUGCAGUGUUAUCGACGAUCAAUGUCAUGGCGGGGAUUAUCGGUGGUGUUGGCCAACCUUUCGCAGCUCAGCUUGCGGAUACGACAUCUCGUCCGACCGCCUACCUGAUCUCAGUCACGCUCUACACCCUCGGUUUCAUCGUCAUCGCGUCCGCAAAUGGUGUCAGCGCCAUCGCCGCAGGAAUUCUGAUCAAUGCCAUUGGAAGCACGGGAUUGGACUUGGUCACCUCGAUGCUCGUCGCAGAUAUCAGUCCGCUCGCAUGGAGAGGUUUCGUCACCUCCCUCCCUUUAGCUCCGUAUAUCAUCAACUGUUACAUCGCAGGCUUCAUCACAGAUGGUUUAGGAGAGGCUGGCUGGCGCUGGGGAUACGGAAUGUUUGCCAUCAUGGUCCCCGUUGUCAUGUCCCCCGCCCUCGUUGUCCUCUUCUACGCCGACAUCAAAGCCAAAAAACUCCACGUCCUUGAUAACCCCACCGCCGACACGGCCACAGGCCCUGCCGCCGUCAUUGAGAGCCGGUCUCCGCUCCAGGUAUUGAUCAAGAUAUGCUCGGCCAUUGACGCCUUAGGCUUGAUUCUGCUCGGAUUCUCGUGGACUUUGAUCUUGUUGCCAUUCACGCUGUCAGCGAGUGCGGCAGAUGGGUAUAAUAACCCUUCAUUGAUCGCGAUGUUUGUGGUAGGCGGCAUCUUGCUCAUUGCAUUCGCGUUCUACGAGUGGUUCUACGCAUCGAACCCGAUUCUUCCGAAACGUGUUCUUAAUAAGGCAUUCAUCUUCGGUGUCAUCAUCAAUGCGACCUACUACAUGUCCGGAGACUUCUCCGACACCUACUACUCCUCCUGGUCAUAUGUUGUCACAAACUGGAACCUGUAUAAUUGGACGAUCUUUUCCCAGACGGAGACCGUCGGCGUUUGUAUUUUUGGUCUCUUAGCUGGGUUGGCGAUGAGGUAUACGCAUCGGUAUAAGUGGGUCCUCGUGCUUGCCUGGGUCAUCCGUGUCCUCUGCUACGUCGUCAUGUACCACGCUCGUGGGGCCAACGCAACCGCCGUUGGCCUCGCUUGGACACAGAUCCUCAAUGGUGCCGGCGGUGGUAUCUCCCUCGCCUGCGUCAACGUCAUGGUCCAGGCCUCCGUCCCGCAUGAGGACUUGGGUAUUGUAAUCUCGAACCUUUCGCUCUGGACGCAGCUCUUCGGCGCAAUUGGGUCAGCUGUUGCCGGUUCUGUUUGGACCAACGAUAUGCCCUCCAACCUCGCAAAAUACCUCACACCACUCGGCGUGGAUGCAGAUGAGAUCACAGAGAUCUAUGGAUCUAUUACGGACGCGAGGUCUGAAACCGACGAUAUCAGGGCUGGAGUAAUCUCUGCUUACGACGAGACUGUGAAGCCGUUGAUCAUUGCUUCGCUCGCAACUUCCUUCGUCCCGCUCAUCGUUGCCCUAUUGGCUAAGGACUUCUACCUCGGCAAGACUCAGAACGCUGUCGAUGGAAAGCUGCACCCUAUGUACCGCACCGGCGCUGAUGCGGAUCAGGAUGCCUCCCCUUCCGACGCGCACAGUGACCAGAGACAGAGCCAGGAUGAGAAGGUCCCGGUGCAGGAGAAGGAACCGGCAGCCGUCUCAGAGUUGAGAAGGGAGGAUUAG
Messenger RNA from Stereum hirsutum FP-91666 SS1, 1911 nucleotides. RefSeq names its product MFS general substrate transporter. Gene Ontology annotation, molecular function: transmembrane transporter activity. The transcript is spliced from 15 exons. The record is from RefSeq and is a predicted model, not a curated record. The coding region runs from base 1 to 1911 and encodes 636 amino acids. Gene Ontology annotation, biological process: transmembrane transport. NCBI's taxonomy places the organism in Eukaryota, Fungi, Basidiomycota, Agaricomycetes, Russulales, Stereaceae.